AUUGCUCAGUUUUUUCACACGCGCCGCCGUCGAUAGUCGUCAUGGCCGCGAAACAUUUGGUGUGGGCAGCCGCGUGCUUCAUGCUAUCCCUAACUGCAGUUAGUGCAUUGCAAGCAGUCAAUGGGAGAAUUAAACUAACAAUAGGCACAGCCUCCGGAUGUACUGAUACAAUGCGUUUUGUUCAAAAUCAGUUAACUGAAGCCUAUAGUUUGUACGGACAAUUUCUGGACGUCGAAUUCGUGCCCUGGGGAAGAACUGUCUGGAAUUCCACUGGAUUUCAUUGUCAGUUCCUUGAAAACGACUGCUGGGCAAACCGUCUGCACAGAUGCGUUCUGGACAGGUUGAAGGGUAAUCAAGAUGCUCAAGUGCACUACAUGACUUGUGAAUUCUCCAGCCCUUACCCAGCUUUCGCGCAAGGAACUUAUAUUUGCGCUCAAGCUGUGGGGGUCAAUCUUAUCGACAUAGACCACUGCGUGAACAACCCUGGAGAUGCUUUGGACACUGCUGCUCAAAGCGCAGCCGUUGUUCCAAUGCAGGCAAUUAAUUUUGUUCCAUACAUCAUGUUCAACGACGUACCAGAUAUACCGUUGCAUGACUCUGCCUUCAGCAGGCUCGCAAGCAUGAUUUGCUUCGCUUUAUCUGAGGACCCUUCUACAGGAAUAACCAGCUGUACAAUUUAAUUACAAGUUUUCUACAGUGAGCUCAUAGAACAUCAAAGUCAAAGUCUCCAAUCGGCGAAUUGUGAAGUUUUAUCUUAGUUGGUCUUGCUGGUGCCAGUUUAGUACUAAAUGUCCAACUUUCACCCGGGUUUUAAUCGACAAACUUGUGCAAUUGGACAAUCGCCGAACAAGAUAUGGCUAAUAGCUGUGGAAUUUUUGAUGAUAAGCUGACGGUGUAAUGUUCGUAUUCCGUUUGUUAAUAGGCAUCAUUUAUUUUUGAUAUCUUUACAAUAACAGAUAAUGUUUUAUACUGGCAGUUGUAUAUAUUGAUUAAACAUAAUUUAAGUGA
Messenger RNA from Helicoverpa armigera (cotton bollworm), 1008 nucleotides. RefSeq names its product GILT-like protein 1. Gene Ontology annotation, molecular function: oxidoreductase activity, acting on a sulfur group of donors, disulfide as acceptor. NCBI's taxonomy places the organism in Eukaryota, Metazoa, Arthropoda, Insecta, Lepidoptera, Noctuidae. The record is from RefSeq and is a predicted model, not a curated record. The coding region runs from base 42 to 680 and encodes 212 amino acids. The transcript has a single exon.